GUUAAAAUUACUAAUUAUAUAGAACUUUUUGCGUAUUAACAGACCAUGCUGAUGUCAUCAAGUUUGAAUGAAAGAUCUUUUCGACUGUUCUUUUGCAUAAGCUAAUUUUUCCAUGGGCUAUCCAAUAGUGUUAAUACCUUUGCAAGUUUGUGUAGAUUUAAGAUAACCAUCAUGGUCUGAGGGAGAGUGCUAUAUUUGUAGUGUAAUUGUAAAAACAAAAUGGAUCCAACGUUGUAUUUAUCUCAUCCGGAAUUGUUACGGUACUUGUCUGGAGAAAUAUCAUUUGAGACAUGGUUAGACAAUCAACAAGGAAACUCUGCUAGCUCUCACAGAGAUGAAAGUCAAUCCAUUGCUUUGAACGUUCCAGUGAAUAACCUUGGCACUCCUUAUGAUAGCAUGGAGUCCACAGCUGCCAUAUUUUCAUCCUGGGGAAGCGCUUUUACUGGUAGUUGUAGUACCGGAACUUCUGUUACCGACAACCAAAGUAAAAACAGUGGUAGUAACAACAAGGAUAUUGACACUGAGGAUGAUAAUGUGGUGGAUGAUGAGGAUGAGGAUGAACGGGAUAUAUUUCAACCGAAAUUAACUGAUGAUGUCUUUAUUGUGGACAAACCAUCCUUUCAGCAGUUGCCACCACUGGCAGAAGAUGCUCAAGGAAUUCAGGGAAGACAGUUGAUUCCAUUUAUAGAAUCGUUGGUGGAUAUCAUACCAACCUGCAAAGUUCGUGACCUAGGAAAACAAAAACAAGGCUUGGCUGAAAAUGAUGAUGCACCAGACAUAAUGAAAGAUUUUCAGAAUUUUCAAUUUCGUAAACGUCGGCGGAAAGGACAAAGCAUUGUGCGAAACAAACUACCAGAGCUUUUACGUUUACAAAUGGGUCAGGCUAACCUGUUGGUUGCAAAAGGAGAUUUUAAAAAAGCGGCUGAUAUCUGUAUGGAGAUUGUACGAGAAGCACCAUACAGUGGUUUAGCGUUCAAAACCUUGGCUUUUAUUUAUGAAGAACAAGACAACAAAGAGAUGUCUCUGCAAUAUUCUCUGAUAUCUGCUUUUCUGGACUGUAGAGAUUCACAAGAGUGGCAAGAAUUAUCAAAAAAAUGUCUUGAAGCAGGAAACAUGAAGCAGGCCUUGGUUUGUUUUGAGCGAGCAUGUCGAUAUGCACCAGGAAAUAUAAGUCUUCAUUGGGAGAGGGCAAAGAUGUAUUUAGAAGUUCAAGAGUACAAAAAAUGCUUAGAUAUAUACCAACAAAUUGUCAAGCUACUUCAUCCAUCAGAACCUGCUCCCUACAUGCAGUUAGCCAAAGAAAUGGCACAGUUUUAUCAUAAGAAUGGUAUGACAGAGAAGGCUGGUGAAACUUUGGAAGCUGCAUUUGCUACAUGCCCACACUAUCCAGAUGUUGAAGGAGUCAAUAUGCUAAGUGAGAUAUUGAUUGGAGCUAAAAAAUAUCAAGAAGUCAUAAAGUUGAUAUGCUCUCAUUGUGAUGUUGUGAUACCGUCUUCUCUGCAAGAUUUCACUCAUAAGGAGGUUAAAAAGAGAGAAGAGGACAGCAUAAACAAUCUUAAUGCUUUUGUCAAAAAGACGACAAGUACAGGUUUUGAAGAACUCACUUUAAACAUAGCAUCACAACUUGCUGAGUCAGCAAUUUCAAGCACCAAUCCGCUCCUUUCAUCAGAUGGAACAUAUGCGAACACAAGCAAGGCGUAUACUACUUUACAGCCAAUGAAACAUGCUAACUUGAAUCCAGUAAAUGAUAAAACUUACACCAAUACGUUUACUAUACCUUCUGAUCUUCCUCUGGAUAUUCGAAUCAAACUUGCAUUGUGUUUAAUACACACUGGCCAAACCUUAUCUAUAGAGACAGUAAUUGAGCCACUGUUGAAAGAAGACAUGAAUAAUGUGGGUGACUUGGUGUUGGAUAUAGCUGAAUCUUUUUUCGAAAACGGUAGAUUUCAAGAAUCACUUGACUAUUUGUUACGAUUGGUAGAAUCUGAGAAAUACAAUCAGGCGGCAGUGUGGCUGAAAGUUGCAGAAUGCUACGAAAACUUAGGAGAAGUACACAACAGUAUUGAAGCAUAUUACCAAGUCAUAUCUCUUGCACCAUUGCAUGCCUCUGUGCGGUUAACUUUGGCAAAUGCAUUGCGCUCUGUCGGUCGAAACGAAGAUGCUAUAAACGUGUUAGCAGAUUAUGAUGAAGCUUGUGUCGAUGAUGAUGGAGAUGAAAAAAUUGCCAUCAAUGAAGAAAACAGAUUGAAACUUGAGCAAUACGAGGAGUGGUAUAAAAAAUGUUUGGUUAUGUAUCAAGAGGGAAGAUUUCGUGAUUUUAUUUAUCACAGUUACAUCCUGAUGUGUAACUACCUAAUGUCUGGAUACAAUCUUCAAAAGAAACAGACAGUCGGAAAAGCACAUAUGUGGGAAUUGUUACUCAAAAUUUUAAAUGUGUCGGUGAAGUUGAAAGAGAACAAGAAAGCUAUGAACCUUCUCGAUCAAGCCCUUCAAUAUAAACCGUACACGGAAAGUAAAAAAUACAGACUCGAACUAGACUACCUGCAGACCACAUUGUAUUUCGUGUCUGGAGAAUACUCCAAGGCGUUCGACUCUUUUCGAGUCUUGAUAUCACACGAAAGGGAGGCCCAAAUCAACGGUACCGAUGUGUGGAAUUUGUUUACUCAGAUAGCCAAUAAGAUGCUGGAUAAACGGCAUCACAGAUAUACUCUUCGAUUUCUGUUUAAAAAACCCAAGUUGAUUCCGUUGAUUUUACACAAUGGGAAUAACUCUCACAUGUCCGGUACUUAUAAAUACGCUAUCGGUGAGUUUUCCCGAGCGUUUCGUGAAUGGCCCAAGUACCCACUGAGCAGUUUGCUACUAGCUAUCUCCUUCUUGCAUUUGUCUUGUCAGAAGUUUCACAAAACACGUCAUACCUCCAUACUUCACGGUGUUAUUUUUCUCUUUCAAUAUUUUAAUCUUCGUGAAGGAAACCAGGAGGCGUAUUAUAAUGUCGGAAGGGCGUUUCAUCAAAUAGGGCUUGUACACGUGGCUGUAUAUUACUAUCAGAAGGCGUUAGAAUUUCCACUUCAUGCAGAAAGUACAGACGCUAGCAAUGCGACAUAUCAUCCUUUCAUUGACCUGCAUCGAGAAGCAGCAUACAAUUUGUCGUUGAUUUAUAAGAACAGUGGAAACAUAGACUUAGCUCGUAAGACCCUGUACAAGUAUUGUUGGAUUUAGAAUAAGCGCAAGUUAAAGACAUUUUAUGAAGAGGACAUAAAGACCCACCCCAUCGUGUAAGCAGAUAAAGAAAAGUUCACUAUGUCUGACUUUGUGAAUAAAAACUCCGGAAUUAUAAAUUUUUUUCGGGUUGAUGGACACCUUGGUGCCCAUAACACCACCCUACUAUGCUUGCCUGCCCAAAGUGUUGUUACGACAAAUGUGGAUAGCGUUUGUGUAGAUGAUGUUUAUAUGGACGAAAUAUAUUUAUUUUUAUUACGA
Molecule: messenger RNA, 3480 nt
Organism: Hydractinia symbiolongicarpus
Lineage: Eukaryota; Metazoa; Cnidaria; Hydrozoa; Anthoathecata; Hydractiniidae
Product: general transcription factor 3C polypeptide 3-like
Exons: 21
Coding region: 220-3219 (999 amino acids)
Biological process (GO): transcription by RNA polymerase III
Cellular component (GO): transcription factor TFIIIC complex
Molecular function (GO): protein binding
Source: RefSeq, a predicted model, not a curated record